CUGAAUUCGUUAAACUUGCUACUAGUAUAAGCAAUAUUGGGACGAUUUCUCUUUCAGCAGCAACAGAAUGUACUAAAGAAAUAAUAACUUUUCUUAUUGGUAAACUACCAAACCAUUGGAUAUCAACAGGAACUCUUUCUCAGUGGAAUAAAGAAGUUGCCAAAAUAUCACUUC
Dentiscutata erythropus is the source of this 174-nucleotide messenger RNA. Lineage: Eukaryota; Fungi; Glomeromycota; Glomeromycetes; Diversisporales; Gigasporaceae. The record is from the annotation of a GenBank genome assembly.